GACAAUACAGAGUAGGAGAUCAUGGACAACGAUGCAUACUACUAUUUGUUAGUAGCUCUUUUUCCCCUUGUAUACUUGAUGAUGAUCUAUAGAGGUUCCCUUAACUCUAGCAAUGGCGCUCUUCGGCUCCCUCCUGGCCCAUGGCAGCUCCCUGUCAUCGGCAGCCUCCACCAUCUCCUAGGCGCCCUGCCACACCGUGCCUUACGGAACCUCUCUCAACGCCAUGGGCCUCUCAUGCUCCUCAGGUUCGGCGAGGUUCCGGUGAUCGUCGCCUCCACGGCGGAAGCUUCCAAAGAGAUCACCAAGACGUACGACCACAUCUUCUGCACUAGGCCGCUGAGCGCGUCCGCCAAGGUCCUCAGCGAGCGCGGCAAGGGGGUCGCGUUCGCCCCGUACGGUGGCGAAUGGCGGCAGCUUCGUAAGAUCUGCAUCCUGGAGCUGCUCGGCGCCAGGAACAUCACUUCUUUCCGGCCCAUCCGCGAGGAGGAGGUGACCCGGCUCAUCCGGUCCAUCGUCGACGACUCAUCCGAGUCGUCGGAGGUGGUGAACCUGAGUAAGAUGCUCGCCACAUACGUGACGCAUGCGACGGUGCACUGCAUCAUGGGUGGCCGGUUUAAGGAGCACGACACGUUGCUACACUAUGUCGAUGAGGCGGUCGAGGUCGUCGGUGGCUUCACCUUGCCCGACCUGUUUCCAUCGUCGAGGCUAGUGCGCGCCCUCAGCGGCACGUUGCACAGGGCCGAGGUGUUUCGAGACUCCGUGCUAGCGUUCAUUGGACACGUCAUCGAUGAGCAUCUCGACAGGAGAUCCUCGGAGGAAGCACACCAGGAACAAGACAUCAUCGAUGUCCUCUUGAGGAUCCAGAGAGAUGGCGACCUUCAGUUCCCCCUCACCAUGGACAACCUCAAAGUGGUGAUUUUCGAUCUUUUUGCCGCGGGGAGCGAGGCGCCAGCUACAAUUCUACAGUGGGCCAUGGCGGAGUUGAUGCGAAGGCCGAGCACCAUGUCUAGGGCACAAGCUGAGGUCAGGGGAGCAUUCAUGGGGCAAAAGAAGGUAACCGAGGAGGGUCUAGGCGAGCUGAGCUACUUGCAUUGUAUCAUCAAGGAGACCUUGCGAUUGCACCCACCUGGGCCAUUCUUGCUGCCCAAGCAGUGCCAGGAACAGUGCAAAAUUCUCGGCUACGACGUGCCCAAAGGCACUACGGUCCUGCUGAAUGCUUGGGCUAUCUCUAGGGACCCGGAAUACUGGGACGAACCGGAUGCAUUCGUUCCGGAUAGAUUCUUGGCUAGCGCGACAGACUAUAAAGGCAACUGCUUUGAGUUUAUACCGUUCGGCGCCGGGCGUCGGAUUUGCCCUGGGAUGCUGUUUGGGAUCGCCAUUGCGGAGCUUGCUCUCGCAAGCCUUCUUUUUCAUUUCGAUUGGACUCUCCCAGAUGGCACUUCUCCUGGUGAUAUUGACAUGACAGAGACCAUGGGAAUCACUGCUAGGAAGAAGGAGGAUCUGCAGUUGCAUGCGACUCUCCACCUACAGCCUGCGGAAACUUAG
This is a messenger RNA of Triticum aestivum (bread wheat), 1545 nucleotides long. RefSeq names its product desmethyl-deoxy-podophyllotoxin synthase-like. The transcript has 2 exons. The record is from RefSeq and is a predicted model, not a curated record. Lineage: Eukaryota; Viridiplantae; Streptophyta; Magnoliopsida; Poales; Poaceae. Gene Ontology annotation, molecular function: iron ion binding; oxidoreductase activity, acting on paired donors, with incorporation or reduction of molecular oxygen; heme binding. Bases 22 to 1545 code for a protein of 507 amino acids.